CCCUCGGCUGCAGUGGCCACGGGCUUCCCCGCGGGACAGACACCUCUGCGCACGCGUCUGGAGGAGGUCCGGCUGGCGGUGGAGGAUGGGGCCGCGGAGGUGGACGUGGUCAUCAACCGGACCCUGGUGCUGGAGGGCCGCUGGGAAGCCCUGUACGAGGAGAUCCGUGCAUUCCGCCAGGCCUGUGGGGAGAAGGUGCACCUCAAAACCAUCCUAGCCACCGGGGAGCUGGGCUCACUCACCAAUGUCUACAAGGCCAGCAUGGUGGCCAUGAUGGCAGGGUCUGAUUUUAUUAAAACGUCCACGGGAAAGGAGACAGUCAACGCCACCUUCCCCGUGGCCAUCGUGAUGCUUCGAGCCAUCCGAGACUUCUUCUGGAGAACGGGAAGGAAGGUGGGGUUCAAGCCCGCGGGCGGCAUCCGCAGUGCGCGGGACGCCCUGGCCUGGCUGUCGCUGGUGAAGGAGGAGCUGGGGGACGCCUGGCUGCAGCCCGACCUCCUGCGCAUCGGGGCCAGUGGCCUCCUCCUGGACAUCGAGAGGCAGAUUUACCAUCACGUGACUGGACGGUACGCGGCCUACCACGACCUGCCCAUGUCCUGACCGCGCCCGUGCCCCCGGGGGCCCUUCCAGACCUUCUAGAAGUCACCCCGCACACCAGGGCUGAGAGGGCCAGAAGUAGGGGACCAGCCUCGAGGCUCCCGCCUGUCAUCCCGGCUACUCCGGAGGCUGAGAUGUGAGGAUCGCGGUUCAAAGCCAGCCCGGGCAG
Dipodomys ordii (Ord's kangaroo rat) is the source of this 766-nucleotide messenger RNA. It is a transcript of the gene Dera, whose product is annotated as deoxyribose-phosphate aldolase (putative). Gene Ontology annotation, biological process: carbohydrate catabolic process; deoxyribonucleotide catabolic process. Gene Ontology annotation, cellular component: cytoplasm. The record is from RefSeq and is a predicted model, not a curated record. Gene Ontology annotation, molecular function: deoxyribose-phosphate aldolase activity. The transcript has 5 exons. The annotation marks the transcript as partial. Lineage: Eukaryota; Metazoa; Chordata; Mammalia; Rodentia; Heteromyidae.